Pristis pectinata (smalltooth sawfish) is the source of this 1568-nucleotide messenger RNA. RefSeq names its product N-acetylmuramoyl-L-alanine amidase-like. Gene Ontology annotation, molecular function: peptidoglycan binding; peptidoglycan immune receptor activity; N-acetylmuramoyl-L-alanine amidase activity. The transcript is spliced from 5 exons. Lineage: Eukaryota; Metazoa; Chordata; Chondrichthyes; Rhinopristiformes; Pristidae. The record is from RefSeq and is a predicted model, not a curated record. Gene Ontology annotation, biological process: detection of bacterium; peptidoglycan catabolic process; defense response to Gram-positive bacterium. The coding region runs from base 23 to 1501 and encodes 492 amino acids.
GCUCAUUUUGUCAACUGCGAGGAUGGUUGGUGGCAUUGGAAUUCCAUGGGGCUUUCUCUUCCUCUGGGUUCUGUACCCACAGCUCCGGCCCAUCAAUGCAACACCAGUCUACCACCUAGAUAAUCUUUUAAGCAUCAUCGAGGAGUUGGAAGAUCAGGAUCCCACAUUGACCAUUCUCAAAGUUGCUGAAAUUCUCCGCGACCUUCAAACAUCUGACCAGGAUUUGCGUCGCCUUCUCCUUGGGGAGACCUCAGUCCCCGUGGUCUUGCCACGUCUGCUGUCUCACACCAACCUAUCCUUCCUCGAGGAGGUGCUGAACCACCAAGCCGGCCCUUUGACCGAGACGGGGGUUGUCCUCACUCCAGAUGGGACAACAGUCGCCGUGGGGAACCUCGUUGCAGGGAUUGAAGCUGGGUUGAAGAGAGAGGUGAGUCAGCCCCUGUCAGGUGUGUCUAGGGACCUCUCUGCUCCUGUGGACAACCUCUGUGCCCUGACGUUGGCCAAGGACCUGGGGCUGGCCUUCCUGUCCCAUCACAUGAACAAAAGCCAAGAGUUGCUGGGACCCGAUGGGUGCUGGGACAGUGUGGACUCCCCUCAUGUCUUCACCGGGUCUGGCCCCUGGACCCCUGCCACCAGUGCUCUGAUCAACGGUGGCAUGGAUGGCUUCAUCCUGGGAGACCUCCUCUCCCAGUUCCAAGCCCCACUGCCCAAACUCAGCUCCGUGCUGAGAGAUUACUACGGUCAGGUUCCCAGCCUGCUGCUCCCAAAGGCAAGUUCACGGCGAAAGAACUUUGAGGCCACCUUUGACCUUGGUAAUUUCACCAGUCAAGUCUUAAGUGCAGUGUCCCUCUUGGACCACCUACGGAACAAUUUGGUUCUCCACCAGCUCAACCUCAACACCUUCAGAAAGAUAUCUGAGCAAGGAGUCAAGCAGUUUUAUCAUAGCUAUCUCGAGUGCCCAGCCAUUAUUCCCCGGUGUAUGUGGGCUGCCAGGCCGUUCAGGGGUGAGCCCGUAGAGCUGGCACUGCCCCUGCGUUACGUCUACAUUCACCACACCUUCGAGCCCAGCCGGCCUUGCACAAGCUUCCAGGAGUGCGCAGCGGACAUGAGGAGCAUGCAGCGCUUCCACCAGGACGAGCGGCAGUGGAACGACAUCGGGUACAACUUUGUGGCAGGCUCUGACGGAUACCUGUAUGAGGGCCGGGGUUGGCACUGGGUGGGAGCCCACACCAAAGGCCAGAACUUCAAGGGCUACGGAGUGAGCUUCAUCGGUAACUACACGUCCGAGCUCCCGGACGAGGCCGCACUGCAGCUGGUGAAAGAAAAUUUCAUGAAGUGCGCUGUUUCUGGCAAGAAGAUAGUCAGUGAUUACGCCAUCCAGGGACACCGGCAACACAGAGAGACCACCUGUCCCGGGGAAGCCCUCUUCAAUGAGAUCAGGAGCUGGGAAGCCUUUGAGGAGGUUGGAGUCACCAGAGCCACUGUCGAAACACAAGCAUAGAGCGAAGAUCACACAUCGCGACCAUGGGCUCCAUAGCCAUCAAUAAAAUUCUGCAUUGCUUCCACUA